Messenger RNA from Linum tenue, 3011 nucleotides. Lineage: Eukaryota; Viridiplantae; Streptophyta; Magnoliopsida; Malpighiales; Linaceae. The record is from the annotation of a GenBank genome assembly.
AUCAAGUCAACGCUGGCUGCUAUCCCCUUCUUCUUCACCCUAUCUAAACUGAUUGAGAAGAGCGUUUGGUUUAAUGGCUGGCAACGAACUCAAUUUUACUUUGAUCCUUUGGCUGUACCGUUACAACUCUGAUCAUGAAGUUGAUUUAUUCUCAUUUAAAAGCUUCUCUUGGUACAAGGCUUUUGAGGGUUAGUUUAUAUUGGCUAGAACUGCUGCUUUCUUGAAUAUCUUUCUGAAUGGGUUUUCUAUAUAACCCCAGUAUUCUGCUUCUCAUUACAUAAGGUAUCUUCUUCUGCUGCUGAGCUCCUUUUGUGUUUAUGCUGCUUUCCCCCCAAAUAGGUCAUAGAGAGAUGGCUAGUGAUGACAAAGACGAGAUGCCUAUGCUUACAAUGUCAGAUGAAGUUGUGGAUGAUGCUAGAUACAGGGACGUCCUCUUGAGGUCCCGUAGUGCCACAUUCACGAUCCCUAUGGAUAGAUAUGGGAACGAGAAGAAUCAUGGAGGCUUUACAGGUCCACUGCGCAGUGAAAGGAAAAUGCCGUCGAGUCAGUUCAGUGGUCCGCUCUACAUCAGCAGCCCAUCUGAACAUGUUUCGCAUCAGAAGCCUAGUCUGCCAAGGAGCAAGACUGUGAAGCAGGAUUUCCAUCGGAGUGGUGAUAAGCAUGGCGCUAAGAAUGAACAUCUGUUGAGGUCCGGUCCAUUGGGGAUGUGCAGUGACCCUUACUGCACAACUUGUCCUAGUUAUUAUAAUACCAACACAAUAAAGCACAGACAUUCAAGAACUUCCCUUAUUUUUGACUCUCAGUUCCAUAAUGCUCUGUAUGGUGAUGCAAAAGGGUGGGCGAGGAGGUUCUUUUCUCAUUUGACUCCAUAUAUUCCUCCGGUCAUGAAUCCUCAUGCUCGAAUUGUUCAAAGAUGGAACAAGUUUUUUGUCAUUUCGUGCCUGGUGGCCAUUUUUCUUGACCCGUUGUUUUUCUUCUUGCUAGCUGUGGACAAGGGUAACAAGUGCAUAUACAUCAACUUCCCGUUGACGACGACGAUUGUGGUCUUAAGGAGUGUGACUGAUUUUGUAUACUUGUUGAACAUACUUCUCCAGUUUAGGUUGGCUUAUGUAGCUCCUGAAUCUACCGUGGUUGGUGCUGGAGAGUUAGUUGACCAUCCCAAGAAGAUUGCAAAGAAUUACAUACGUAGAAGCUUUUUCAUUGAUUUGUUCAUUGUAUUGCCUCUUCCUCAAAUCAUCGUAUUAAUGGUUCUACCAGACGUCUUGGGAGCGUCUGGAGCCAAUUAUGCUAAAAAUCUUUUGCGGGCAGCAGUUCUUGUACAAUAUAUUCCCAGAUUGUAUAGGUUCUUACCACUUCUUAUUGGCCAGUCAGAGAGUGGCUUCAUAUUUGAGACAGCAUGGGCAAACUUCUUUAUCAACCUUCUCACCUUUAUGUUGUCCGGGCAUGUAAUGGGAUCAUGUUGGUACCUCUUUGGAUUGCAGAGGGUUAAUCAGUGCUUCCGUGAUGCCUGCCAUAAUUCUAAUAUCACCAAGUGCAUGAAUUUCGUAGAUUGUGGCCAUGGUGAUGACUUCAGAGAAUUUUCUCGCAACCCAGAAUGGAAGAAUUGGACAGAUAAUGUCAAUGCCACUGCCUGUUUUAUGACAAGUGGUGGCUUUUCUUAUGGGAUUUAUGUUCAGGCUGUCAAUCUCACCACAGAAAGUAGUUUCAUCACCAGAUACAUAUAUUCGUUGUUUUGGGGGUUCCAGCAAAUCAGCACUCUUGCUGGAAACCAGGUACCAAGCUAUUUUGUAUGGGAAGUCCUUUUCACAAUGUUAAUUGUUGGACUUGGCCUAUUGCUCUUUGCAUUUCUCAUCGGGAAUAUGCAGAACUUUCUUCAGGCUCUUGGAAGGAGGAGGUUAGAAAUGUCUCUGAGACGACGUGAUGUGGACCAGUGGAUGAGUCAUCGACGUUUGCCACAAGAACUAAGGAGGAAAGUGGUUGAAGCUGAAAGGUACAAUUGGGCUGCGACUAGAGGAGUCAAUGAAGAACUGCUAUUGGAGAAUUUACCUGAAGAUAUCCAGAGAGAAAUUAGAAGGCAUUUGUUCAAGUUUGUCAAGCAAGUUUGGAUAUUUGGGUUGAUGGAUGAUAAUGUACUGGACGCAAUCUGCGAGAAACUGAAACAGAGAAUAUACAUCAACGGCAGUGAAAUCUUCUACCGCGGUGGCGUGGUUGAUAAGAUGGUGUUCAUCGUGCGGGGAAAGUUGGAGAGCGUGGGGGUGGACGGAACUGAAAUCAUUCUGUCCGAAGGCCAAGUAUGCGGGGAGGAACUCCUAACAUGGUGUCUUGAGCAUGCUUCUUCAGUCAAUAAAGAAGGGAAGAAAAUCAAGAUGCCAGGGCAGAGACUAAUCAGCAGCAGAACGGUAAGGUGCUUAACCAACGUGGAGGCGUUCUCGCUUCGAGCAAUCGACCUGGAAGAUGUCACCAGCAUUUUCGCCAGGAGCUUGAGGAAUCCACGAGUCCAAGGCGCCAUAAGGUAUGCAUCCCCUUACUGGAGAAGCAUAGCAGCAAUGCGGAUUCAAGUUGCGUGGAGGUAUCGUCAGAAGCGAUUGAAGCGAAUGGAGAGUACUACUACUAACACUGAGAUGAGACCCAGCUGGGCUUCGUCGUACCCUCGUCCCCAGCUUCAUUACCCUCGUGCGUGAUGUAUCGAUACAUACAGUCGAUCUAUAGAUGGUAAGAUAGACGAGCCAUUGAUGAAAGGUAGAUAGAUAGAUAUGUAGUUAAUUCAUGUAUCUUCUGUGUAUAUAAUAUAUAUAAUAGAACACUUCGCCGCCAUUAUAUGCUUCCUUAAUCAUUGAACUUCAUCCAUGUACUGGAGAAGCAUUUUGUUAUCAUCCAUGUCGGGGAAGAAGAGAAGAAUGAGUGCAAUAAUAUCAGAUCCAGUGUCUUGGUGUUGUUUCCUUGGGACUCAUUGUGCUACUUAUGAAUAGACAUGCCAUGUUUUCAUCCAUGUUGUUCCCGUGGUCCUACUA